Messenger RNA from Funneliformis mosseae, 1080 nucleotides. NCBI's taxonomy places the organism in Eukaryota, Fungi, Glomeromycota, Glomeromycetes, Glomerales, Glomeraceae. The record is from the annotation of a GenBank genome assembly.
AUGAGUUCUUUCAAAAAACGAGUUCAAACCAAUCAAACGAAAAUUCCACAAGGAACACGUUUAUCACCAUAUAAUGGACAAUUAUUAAUUUCUACUGGAUUAUACCUUGACUUUUAUAAAAUUAUUUUCAAACAUAUUCUUGGUGGAGGUAUACCAAUCGGAAGUGUAUUAUUAAUAAAAGAGGAUCGACAUACGGAGUAUGCUCGAUUACUUUUAAAAUACUUUUUAGUACAAGGAAUAGUAUCUGGACAUCAUGUUUUGUUAAGUACGGCAGAAGAGAGAGAACCAAAAAAUUUUAUAAUGGGAUUGCCUUGGUUAUCAAAUGACACUGAUGAUAGUGUCGUUGAUGAUGAUGACAAGACCACCGAAUUAGAAGAGAAAAUGACAAUUGCAUGGCGUUAUAAAGGAUUAAAAAAAUUUGAAUCAAGCGUAAAAAAUAGAAUACGCAACGUCAUUGAAGAAAAUCAUUUGAAUUCUUUGUUAGUACCACCUUCAAAUGUUGAAAGAAAUAAUGCGAUUAGGAUUGGAAUACAUUCAAUCGCCUCACCAUCAUGGCAAUCAAGGUCAUCACAUGAUAUUUUUGCAUUCUUGCACGCUUUACGUGGUUUAUUAAGAUUUUCAUUCGGUGCAGCUGUUAUUACAAUUCCGGCUUAUCUAUAUACAUCAUCCUUUUCAGAACCGUGUUCGUUCAUUAGAAGAAUUGAACACAUGUGUGAUGCGGUUGUCGAAGUUGAAUCAUUUGCAGGAUCCCCUGCAACUACUAAUGCAAUUUAUAGUGCCACAUAUCAUGGAUUAUUUCACGUUCAUAAAUUACCAACUCUUAAUUCGCUCAUACCAUCAUCUACAAAAUUAUCAGUAUUAUCAGGUGGUAGUGGAAAUAAUCUAGGAUUUAAAUUACGUCGUAAAAAAUUUACUAUUGAAACUUUUCAUCUACCGCCUGAAGGUGGUAUUAAUGAACGACGUGUUGGUCCUGAAACGAAUAAGUCUGUGAAGAAGGAGGAGGAUGAUAAAAGUAAACCGGGUAUUGGUAGUGGAUGUGGUACUAUACCAGGAAGAAAAGUUGAUCCAUAUGAUUUCUAA